Aethina tumida (small hive beetle) is the source of this 1654-nucleotide messenger RNA. It is a transcript of the gene bnb, whose product is annotated as neurofilament heavy polypeptide. The record is from RefSeq and is a predicted model, not a curated record. The transcript has 2 exons. NCBI's taxonomy places the organism in Eukaryota, Metazoa, Arthropoda, Insecta, Coleoptera, Nitidulidae. Bases 84 to 1241 code for a protein of 385 amino acids.
CUUUUGUGUACUAGUGCCGUGCUAAUCCACACAACUAAACCAAUUUAAAUCAAGUGCAAAGUUUUAUUAUUGACUCAUUAAGGAUGAAAUUGUUGGCGCUUAUUGUUUUGGUGGCGGCCGCCGCUGCGUACCCCGUGGACAAUCCGGACGGCACACCUCUAGUCAUAACGGAUUACAGUUCGGUCGCCAAAGCCGAAGAAACCGUCCCCGCCGAGAAGAAACUGGAACAGGUCCUCCAAAGUGAACCACAAUCGGACGAGAGUUCAUCCUCUGAAGAAUCAGCUGAAAAAGUGUCGGAAAAACCAGCACCAGUUGAAGAACCGAAACCUGUCGAGCCAAAACCCGAAGAAAAACAAGAAAAACCUUUGGAACCAGUGAAAGCUGAAGAAAAACCACAAGAGCCAGCUAAAGAAGAGCCACUAGAAAAGAAAGAAAGACGCGACGAACCCAAAUUAGUGGAACCUCUCGAGGAACAAAAACCAGAAGAACUCAAAGAACCAAUCGCUGAAGCUAAACCUGAGGAGAAGGUCGAACUGAAGAGCGCGCCGGUCGAGGACAAAGUUGACAGUGCGGUACCGCAAGUAAAAUCCAUUCCCGAAGAGAUCAAGCCAGAAGCCGCCGAACCCGCCGUGAAAGCCGAAAUUCCAGCUGAAAAAACCGAAGAGGUCGAAAAGCCGGUCGCACUUCCCGCUUUGAAAUCCGAGGAGUUGCCGAAGAUCGAAGAGGCACCGAAAGCUGCUGCCACCGAGAUCAAAGAGGAGGUCGUACUACCCAGCGAACAGAAAGUCGAGGCGACUCCCAUAGCCGAAGAAAAGGUUCCGGAAUUGAAAACCACUCAAGCCCUCCCAGAACCUAUCGCCGAAAAGGCGGAAGAGAAGAUCGCCGAACCAAUCGCCGAAGCCAAACCGGAAGAGAAGGAGAAGAAGGCCAAGUCCGAAGAGCCACUACCUGAACAGAAACCAGAACAACCGAAACUGGAAGAGAAACCUGAAAUUAAAGAGGAAAAACCGGAAGAGAAGCCUGCCGAACCAAAAUCAGAAGCAUUGCCUGUCGAACCAAUCGUAGAAGCGAAACCCGAAUUGAAAUCUGAGAUCAAAUUGGAAGAGAAGGCGGAAGUGAAGCCCGAAAUUAAGCUGGAAGAGAAAGCUGAAGAUGGAAAGGCGACGGAGGCACCGAAGAAGGACGAACCGAAACUGGAGGAGCUGCCCGAAAAAUUGCCAGAACCAAGUGCAAGUUCUUAAAUCGUCGUGCAGUUUUUUUUAAUUAUUAAUAAUUUAAAAACGAAAUGACUGAGGAGGUUUGCUUGCCCUUGUGUUCUCGUCCACUUAAAAAAUAUAAUUAUUUAAACACAACAGUAGAACAUUCGGGACAAUCGGACCUCAUAUAUUAAAUAUUAUUUAUGUGUGCUCAAUUUUACAGAUCGUAAAUACGAAAGUCGUCGUGUUUUGUUGUAAAAACCGUUGUUUUUUUAUUUGUAUUUUUGUCAUUGUUUUCUUGUCAAUAUCGAGUGAAAUAUACAGAUCGAAUGACGUAAUGUUUUUAAUUGUUGGAUCUAUUUGGUACAGUUAAGUAAAUCACGCAGUGUUUAAUAUACAUUCUAUUAGUAAGGAUCUAUUUCUAUGUAUUUAAAGCUUUCAAUAAAGUUUUAUACAUA